Molecule: messenger RNA, 1125 nt
Organism: Fundulus heteroclitus (mummichog)
Lineage: Eukaryota; Metazoa; Chordata; Actinopteri; Cyprinodontiformes; Fundulidae
Product: beta-galactosidase-like
Exons: 2
Coding region: 293-736 (147 amino acids)
Biological process (GO): carbohydrate metabolic process
Cellular component (GO): vacuole
Molecular function (GO): beta-galactosidase activity
Source: RefSeq, a predicted model, not a curated record
AUUGUACAUGUUUUUUUGUUAUUUUUUUAACUCUGCACUAGAAAAGCAUCAAAUCAAGUCACGGACACAGUUGUCGGGACUUGAAUUUCUUCAGGAAAUCUGCUGCACAUUAUUGACAAAAAGCCUUGAUUAGGCCCCCUGAGUUAAAGUCCAAGAUCACAUUGGGACAUUUCUAUAGAAGACAUUUAAAAUGGUUUAGAAAUGUGCUAAUUCUUUUCAAUUUGCUGUUUUCUCAUCAAAGGGCUUGGUCACCAAUCUUACUCUGGGACAAGUCUCCCUCACCGGCUGGACCAUGUACAGUCUCAGCAUCGACGAGGCAGUCAGACAGGGCCUCCUUGGAGAAAAACCUCCCGCCGGGGUAGCUCCAGGUCAGCCUGCGGCUCUGUCACCUCCAGCCUUCUAUAAGGGGACCUUCAUCAUCCCCGACGGGAUUCCUGACCUCCCUCAAGACACUUACAUCAAGCUGCCAGGCUGGAAGAAGGAGCAGAUCUGGAUUAACGGGUUUAAUGUAGGCCGUUAUUGGCCCGCUCGAGGCCCCCAGGUGACAUUUUUGGUUCCUGCCAGCAUCCUGAGCACAGCAGCACCCAACAAUGUGACCGUUCUGGAGCUGGAAGCAGAUCCAUGCAGCUCCCAGAGAUGCACUGUUGAGUUUACAGCCACCCCGAUCCUCAAUGCAACAGUCUUCUCUGAGCACCAACCGCACCAGAAACUGUUCACUAAAGAGGAUUUCCUGUGAGGAUAAGGGAUCUCUCAAUUUGCACCGCAGGACUCAACGCAUGAGCCUCAAAUCAACUGUUGUUUUGUGAAAUGUAUUAGCAUUUGUCCCCCCCCCCCCCCCAAUCUGUGUUACAUGAAUGUCAAUUUAUUUUCUGAUUCUGUUUUUAUAAAAGUGUUGGCACCAUCUUAUUCUAACAUGUUUCUGGAAGCUCCUCUUCUGAUGGGGAUUAUAAGCAAUGGAAGCUGUGGUGUUUCAUAUUUCAGGGAGCAUUUCAUUUUUUUUUUUUUUUUGUAUGAAAACCACAUCAGGGAAAUACAUGUUCAGAUGAGUAAUCCUAUCAUUAAAAACAGCUGUGGGGUGUUCAAAAUUUCACUUUGGCCAAGAUUGUCAAGUUAAAAGUAUUUAAA